UUCCGGUGACAAUUUUAGCAUCUGACUGUCGCGUUAGUGGAAGAGGGGAUGUGUAACAGGUCUCUACACUCCGUACAGAGUAUGUUCCCAUGUGACGGAAGCAAUAACCGAAGAUCUGCCGUUAUCGAUAAGAAAGUUUGGGUCAAUUACUUCCACUGCUUGAACCCCACGGUCCUUUACUCACUCAGCAAGACAAGCAAUAAUGCAGCCAACCUCUCGAGGACGAAGGGCGGGCGUGGGUCGGCCUCCACGUACUGCCGGUGCAGACGGCGCAACAGCAGCACCGCCAGUUGAAGAAAGCGCUCCCGAGAUCAAAAUGGAGAUCGACGGAGGCGACGGAGGCGACGGAGGUGAAGGGCAGACGACAGAAGCUGCAGCCCCGACGCGUCGCCCCGCACAGCGCCUCGAAAGCCUGCGAACGACCGAAGCAGGCGGCUCCACACAGCGCCGCGGCGGCGCUGCCGCGAAGGCGAAGAAGCCACCGACCGUGAAGCCCGUGAAUGUGGGUCGCCGCAGCAAGGCGGAGCGGGAGCAGUUGCAGAAGUCGUUGAAUCAGCGGGAGAAGGAGAGGCAGGCGGAGUUGAGGGCCGAAGAGAGGGCGAAGCAGAAGGAGAGGCCGUUCAAGAAGAGGGAGCCUGGAGAUGUGAAGGGGUUGCAGGCUGCUGCGGUUGCGGGUCCAUUUUCGCUGGGGAGUGUUGCUCGAGACCGAAGAUCUACGAGUCGGAUCACCAGCUUCGGGUCCCGCGCGACACGAAUUAAGCACGAGGAUGACGACGAGGGCGGCACGAGGAGUACGGCGAUCAAGAGGGAGGAUGGUGGGACGAUCUCAUCCGGAGAGGAAGACGGCAAUGAUAUCCCUAGGAAGGACAUCGACACUAUCGAGAUCUCCUCCGACGAGGACGAUGCCAUGGGGUCAAAAGAAAGGGCUUCGCGAAGCUUAGGUGGGUCAGCGCUACUUCCUGUGCGUAUCGGCAGGAAAGAACACGUAGAGCGCGUAGUGGGCAUCAAUACGGAAGCUAGUUCUGAGGCCGCAGCUAAAAUUCUAGAACAUGCAGAAGCGACGGGAGGGGAGAUCAAGGCGGAUGUGGCCGACAUUGCGCCACGGAAAGGCAAGGGGAAAUCGAAAGAUGUCGAGAUCACAGGCGAGCGAAGGCCGUUCAAGGGCAUGUGGCAGGACGAGGACGAAGAAGGCGUGCGCGUCAAAGCAGAGCCUGUGAGCGAGGACGAGGAGAUGGCCGACGCGAAACCGAUAGGGAACUCGGACGUAGCGCCGCCUUCUGUACCCUUACCCGGUGGAGAAACGCAAAAGGUGGAGGACAACGAGAAAACAGGCGCACCAAAGAGAGCAAGGGUCAAGGGAAAGAAAGGGAAAGAGCCUGUCCUGCAAACGGAGGAAGAGAAGGCGGAGCAUGCACGCUUCGUCGCGUUCCGGGAGGAUGUUCGCAAUGAGCUGGGCGAGUUGGACGAGGCAGAACGUGAUGAGAGCUCCUAUCUCUUCCAGCUCCCGCCCAUCCUGCCCACGAUGCUGGACGUUCAAACCCUCCAAAUCAAACAAGAGCCCGAACAGAAACCCACGCCCAUGCCGUCGGCCAUGGCCGCCGCGACAAGGUCCAUCAAGGCGGCACAAGCUGCUAUCCGAGAGCGCAAUAUCAGGAACCGGGUCACGAACGGCGCGGUGGGGAAGCUGCGUGUCCAUGAGUCUGGCCGUACCACGUUGAUUUGGGGCAGCGAAACGUUUGACCUGAUCCCAGGCAAUGUGGCGGGAUUCGUGCAGGAGGUCCUCGACAUGGAGAACGUGCCUGUGCGGCUGCGCGAGGAUCCUAACGAGGGAGGGGAUGGGCUGUCGUUUGCGGAUCUCAGGGGCAAGUUUGUAGCGGCGCCGAGCUGGAAGGCGAUGCUUUAGGUUACCUAGGUAUGCGACCGCGGAGGGGAGGUUAUGUGCAUGGAAUACAGGAAGGGGAUCCGGUGCAUGGCUGGAGGUGCAUAGGACAGGCGUAGGAUAGGCGUUUGGUCUCUCUCGGACGCG
Westerdykella ornata is the source of this 2026-nucleotide messenger RNA. RefSeq lists its product as uncharacterized. The record is from RefSeq and is a predicted model, not a curated record. The transcript is spliced from 2 exons. NCBI's taxonomy places the organism in Eukaryota, Fungi, Ascomycota, Dothideomycetes, Pleosporales, Sporormiaceae. Gene Ontology annotation, molecular function: DNA binding. The coding region runs from base 203 to 1903 and encodes 566 amino acids. Gene Ontology annotation, cellular component: RNA polymerase III complex. Gene Ontology annotation, biological process: transcription by RNA polymerase III.